Molecule: messenger RNA, 2084 nt
Organism: Amoebophrya sp. A25
Lineage: Eukaryota; Dinophyceae; Syndiniales; Amoebophryaceae
Source: the annotation of a GenBank genome assembly
AAUCAUCGUUGCCUCCUCUUGAGUUGUUGGAGAUUAGGCUUGUCUUAGAGCUGAUCUAUCAUUACCUCAAGUUGAGCAUGGUGUCUGCAGUACCAACAACAACAGGUAUGUGCUUCAAGAUUUUUCCUGUUCCUUUUUUUAUCACGUCAAUAACUCGAAAAACUACAUUGUUCGCCCUCUUUACCUUUCUGAUAUAUGGUCAGAAUAUCAGCAUCAUGUCGAUGUCGGCAUCUUCGGCUCCUAGCCAUUUUGCAGCCGCAACUGCAACUCCCGCAACUGCAAGAGGGGAAGCGGCUGGGGGCUCGGGUUCUUCGUCUCCCUCGAGAGCAACACACACUCUGAGCCUCAACAUUCUGAAUUUCGAUUGCAAACCAGUGAAGGAAUCGAAGAUUACCAUUGGAAGAGGAGCACCUGUUCUGUCAGCUGAAAAGAAGGCGCCAGAGUUCCUACAAAAGUCCUCUCAGAGCAGUAGCAUUAAGAGUCGUCUGACAUUUUUGCAUUCUUCACUACCAUCCUUCGCUCGUUUUCGAGUAGGACAAAAAGGGUCAAGGACGCAUCUUUGAAGAAUGUAAAAAUUCCGUAACCUCUAAUAGUAAUGGGAAUGGGACAACUGGUGAAGUUCUAGCUGGUGGACCAGGAGAUCAUACAAUUACAAAGGCUACUUUCGGCUUACGACCUACAGUGGUAAUAACAUUUGAGAUUCCUCGUCGAUCGCUCUUCGGUAAAGCGAUAACUAUGACGACCAGAGUAGGAUCCAAAGGGACGAGCUAUUCAGAGAUCAAAUAUCCCAGACGGCACUAUGUCAAGCUGGAUGCAGACGGCAAGGAAAGAGGGUUUACGGAGGUAUAAAUAUUUAGAUUUUUUAUCUUUGACUUAGAUGUAGUUCUUGGACAGCAUCAUGAUGAUGAGGUACAUAGACUUAGUUUGACUUAGAUGGACAUGAGGUACAUAGACUUAGUUUGACUUAGAUGGACAUGAUGUUGAUACACGGAGGGGACAUGAUGAUACAUCACGGAGGUUUGUAUGGCUCUGGCAUUUGGUAACCUGAAUUUGAUCACAAGGAUUAUCUUCCUCUUUUCCCUUAGGUUCUGAGAACAAUGCAAGGUUAAUUUUCGUUGUGGCUCUGGCUGGUUGGAGGUAUCAUUUUGAACUUCUUCUACUUGUUUUACUUGACGAGCAGGUGAUGCCUACCGCAAAUGAAACUAACAUCAUCAACAUCUAGCUAUCAAACCUCAUCAAACGAGCAACCGACCAAUUCACAUCAGGAAUACGAAACUCGUUUUGCUCAGGAUAGUGAGCACAUGCUUCAGCCUAAAUUGACAGAGGAUCUGUGGUUCGAAAAGAGUAGCUACUGGGAUGCCAAUAGAAACAAUGCGGCAGAGGACGCCGCAGACGCAGAUGCUGCGUCCACUAGAGGUGGAGACGGGGCGGGUGGAGAAGGAGGUAGAAACUUCUAGAUUCCCGUGAGUGUAAGUGUUGUCUUCAAAAGUCAUGAGCAUUUAGACCAAUCUAGAAGCAUCUAGUCUCGCUGAUCUAUCUCCUCCUCAGGUCCCCAGCAAGGCGAUCCUCCUAUGAUAGCUCAGAUGGCCAUGCUGCCCUGUGCGUUCUACUUCAACGACCCUACAGCGAAAAUUUCUCUGGAUAUGCAAGUGAAGGAAGACGAAGGAGUCGAUGUCGAUUCGCGAACAACUAGUACACAAGAGCAGCUUCAAGUUCAAAGAACUACUACUUCCACUUCGACUUCUGCAAGUGGUGCUGCUUCUGCAAGUGGUGCUGCUUCUGCUAGUGGUGCUGCUUCUGCUAGUGGUGCUGCUCUGCCUCGUAGUGGAACUCCUGCAGCAUCUGCUUCUGUAUCUAUUUCUAUGCGUGAACAAGGAAUAACCGAACCAAAAGGGUGGGAUACGUUUCACCAGUACGACAACCCAAGCGACAAGGUAAAGGUCUUGAGGCAGCUUGAGUUUAUGCAGUCAAAUGGGUGGGGUUGCUUUGAUCCACCGACGCAAAAAACCUGGGACUAUCUCGCAGAAGAGCGAAAAUCCUAUUUUCAAUGGACUAAGUACCGUUGCCAAACUUCAUGUAUAUAA